AUGAAACAAGAAGUGACAAUCAAUUCUACCGCAGCUGUGACUCCCUUGACCCAAACAUAACAAAUCUCAGACAAAAUUAGGAAAUAUAAUUGCCUUUGGAAGCAAGAAGUUACUCUAAGUGAUUGUGAAGAAUAGCGUACUUAACCACGUUCUGAUGAUGAAAGAGAAUACAACUCUUAAAUAAAUCUGGAAAGAACUUUCAAAAUCACAGAAGCAGUAAUACCAACAUAUUAUGAAAUUUUGUAUUAUUCAUAGUACAAUGUAAAGAAAGUAGUCUAACUCUAAACACCAUAACAUUUAUACGAUCACUUCUUCCCAACUUCUCUCAUUGUCACUUUAACUGAGCUAGUUAAUCAAUAUUUAUUUUCAAUUCUAGAAGAAGACUUAAAACAAUAGCCUUCUAAAAUUGCAUCUCAAUACAAUAAAAAGAAAUAUAAAGAAACAGAAAUCCAACUGUACUUUGGACUCCAAAUAUUAUUCGGUAUUUUUAGAUUUCCGUAUAUUGAUGAUUAUUGGAAUGCAGAACCUUGGCUAAGAUGCGGGAUUGAACACAUGAUGCCAAUUGGCAGAUUUAAAUUCCUAGACACUCACUUAUUUAUGUAUCUUAACGAAAAAGCUAAAUCUAAAUUGUAAAAUGAAGUACUAUAGCUCCAGAAAUCAGUAAAAUCCAUUUGCUAACCAGAGUAAGAUUUGAUUCUUAUUGAGUAAAUUUAUAAGGCGUAUACAGCAUACUAUCUCUUUGAUUUCACACGACUAAUCAUUAUAGAUUUGAUAGUAGUUUCUCAUAGGAUUCAAUAAGAGGAUAGGAUUAAUCGACUCAUGAGAAUGCUCUUUAAAUACUCUAAUCACAAUCAUAUAUUAUACGUGAUGUUUGAAUUGAGCUUGGAAAGAAUCAUACAAUUAACUGAUUAAGAGAUCUACCCUGUCAUUGCUUAUCAAAAAACAUUACACCAAACAAUUUAAAACCUAUUGCCAGGUGAAUAUUAAAUAGAAUAAUUAUAUUUAAUCAAAAAUCAAUACUAAGUACAUUUAUUUCCUUAAAAACAAUCAAUCUCAAAUCAAAGUUAUCUUAAGGUCUAUAAGGAUGUUUAAUAACAAUACUACGAACACUCAAUCUUGAAUUUAUUACAAUAUAGAAGCAAUUUUUAUCUAUGCUCUUAAUUAAACAGUGCUGAAGGAUUUAAUUAGUUAAGAAUAGAAUUUGAAGAAUACUUUGAAGUUAUGAUUUAUAACACUUCAUUAUUGAUUGAAGACAUUCUAUAAUCCAACUUUAGAUUAAGUUUAGCUAAAAUCUUUACACUAGAGAAAGCGUAACAAAUAGAAAGUAAUUUACAGAAAGCGAAAAAAAAAAUGAAUUCUACAUUUUAAGAAAGUACUACCAAUACACUACCAUUAGAGUUUGGCCUAAGCUAAUAAUACUCUGAAUCAUAUCAUACUCCAAUCCCUUAAAAAUAAGAGGAAUCAUUUAAAUAUUGUGUUGUUUGUAUGAAAUUCAAUUAAUUAACAAAACCUUUUUAUAGAUGUAGACUAUGUGAAAAACUAUUCAACGAAAAUAAAUUAUUUAUUUGUGCGUUUCCAUGCUUUGAAUUAUUUCAUCGCAAUCCCAGCUAAUUUAUUGAAUGUGAUAACAAAAUAUUAGAAUAAUUAAGCGAUGGUGUGUAUUUUUCAAAUGACUUCAAUUCAUAAAAUCUGUAUCAUUCUUAGGAUGAUGAAUAUGUUUAAAAGAGGAAGAAAUAAGAAAAAUAGAACCUUAGCAAUUAUUCAUCCUAUAAUAAGGAAAUCUAUAGAUAGUCUAAUUUGGAGGAUUUCUCAAAUUAUGAGAUUUAAGAAUUAUCCAGGAAAUAUCAAUCUAUGAUUCCUUCUCCUAAUUUACUUCAACCAAUAAUUACUAAGGAUUAAUUUGUGUAACAAUAAACUAUUCUUGGACAUAGAAAUGAUUUGAAUGAAAUAGAAAAUAGGUUAGAUGAAUAAAAAAAAAAGUUUAAAAUAUAAUUAAUUAAAUAUCUAAAUAGAUAGAGCCAAUAAAUAUCAAAUAAGUAAUCCGUAUUUGAUAUGGAAGAAAGGAAAAAAAACAAAAAAAUUCAAAAACAAAUAUAGAAGAACAAAUAGUUAGAAUUAAAUGUUAAGACAAUAAGUCCUUUAGAGAAGUUUAUGGAAAAUCUUAAUAAAUAACCCAAAUUAGAAGAUUAAGAAUAAUGA
Paramecium octaurelia is the source of this 2199-nucleotide messenger RNA. NCBI's taxonomy places the organism in Eukaryota, Ciliophora, Oligohymenophorea, Peniculida, Parameciidae. The record is from the annotation of a GenBank genome assembly.